Molecule: messenger RNA, 2463 nt
Organism: Lingula anatina
Lineage: Eukaryota; Metazoa; Brachiopoda; Lingulata; Lingulida; Lingulidae
Product: sodium-dependent phosphate transport protein 2B
Biological process (GO): sodium-dependent phosphate transport
Cellular component (GO): membrane
Molecular function (GO): sodium:phosphate symporter activity
Source: RefSeq, a predicted model, not a curated record
AGAUAUCUCCGUGUACCUUGCCAUCUGUUGGGGAGAAAAACGCAUGCUCUUUUUUUUUUUAUUCAGAGGGGGUAUGUCUAUACAGAUUCAAUCAAAAUAAUCGUUUUAUCGAUGGAUAUUUUAAAGGAAAGUAGGAAAAUGAGUCAUGGUGCUCAGCACAUGUCAUACACAAAUGGUUGAUUGAACGCUGAGUCAAGAUAAAUUUGUUGACCCACUAAUUACGCAAGUCCCACACGUGAAGGUUGAGUGGCUCCGCUCUCUCUCUCCCUUCGACGACGACAUAUUUAUCAGGCGCGCUGUGCAAAUAUGACUGUCGUGUACGGACCCACUUCCGACCAUGAGUGUUUGACCCAAGAUCGUAUCUAUAAAAACAGCUUCUAGUUCUGGCUACUUGUCAAAGAGGCACAGCCGAAAAACCAGCACGCCUCUUUACAACACCCCCUACGAAGAAAGAUGCCGACUAAAAAAGGAUUCAAUGUUUCUGUCCCAGUGGAUGAGAAUCAAACUGCGUCCCCAGCAGACUAUGGCAGUGGUCAGACCGGCGAGUCCCAGGUCGACCUCACGACGGCUGAGGGCAAGGAACACCAGGAUGAGGAACCGUUUGACCCCUGGGCUCUGCCCGAACUCAAGGACUCUGGCCCCCCCUGGUCAGAAUUAUCAGGGGCCCAGAAAAUACAGCGAGUACUGAUCAGCCUGUUGAAGGCGAUAGGGCUGGUCGCCCUCCUGCUAUUGUUCAUUUGUUCUUUGGACCUCCUAGGAUCGUCUUUCCAACUCAUUGGGGGUCGCGCUGCCGGUACUGUGUUUUCCGAGGACAGUAUCCUUGGUAACGACGUGGCUGGCCUGAUGAUUGGUGUCUUAGGCACCGUACUGGUCCAAAGUUCCUCAACGUCUACCUCAAUUAUUGUCACAAUGGUGGCGUCGAAUAUCAUCAGCGUUCCUACCGCUAUCCCAAUGAUAAUGGGCGCCAAUAUCGGCACGUCCGUCACCAACACCAUAGUCGCCAUGGGGCAGUCGGCAGACAGGAACGAAUUUCGGCGCGCGUUUGCGGGUGCCACUGUCCACGACAUGUUCAACUGGCUGUGCGUCCUCGUGCUUCUCCCGGUGGAAGCUGUUUCCGGUUACAUGUACCGUCUAACCGACCUCCUUAUCAACAGUAUGCCUCUGGUUACAACAGGUGCCAAGAUUGAUUUCUUCAAGCUGGUCACAUCACCUUUCACAGGGCUCCUCAUAAAACUUGACAAGAACGUGAUUAUUGCUAUUGCUGCCGGAGACACUGAAAAAGCGUCAGAACCUCUACAGUUGGAAUGGUGUAAAACUAAGACCGUCCUUUACAACGAAACGACGCACAUGAAUUUUACUAUUCCAUUGGCACAAUCAGAUAAUGCCACGUGGCUUAACUACGUGAAAGGGUUAAUUGGAAAUAACACAUUCUACAAUGAAUCCUCCCCUGCUGGAGUGUCGUAUAAGUGGAACCAAACGACAUUGGAAGAAAAAUCAGUCGGGGUCAGCAGGUGCACGUAUCUCUUCUCCUACUUUAAUUUGGACGAGACUGUUGCAGGUAUUGUAUUGUUAAUCAUUGCCAUCCUCAUUCUGUGCGUGUGUCUGGCCUUGAUAGUGAAACUUCUACAUUCUGUCCUGAAGGGAAGCAUAGCUAGAAUCAUAAAGAAAGUCCUGAACGCCGACUUUCCGGGAAAAUUGGCAUUUUUAACCGGGUACGUCGCACUCUUGGUCGGAGCGGGAAUGACAAUUGCGGUGCAAAGCAGUUCCAUCUUUACGUCGGCCAUGACACCCCUCGUUGGAAUAGGCGUCAUCAGCAUAGAACGUAUGUACCCUCUCACGCUUGGCGCCAACAUCGGCACCACGUGUACGGGCCUCAUCGCCGCUCUGGCCUCCAGCGGGUCCAAGUUUGAAAGCGGGCUACAAAUCGCCUUCGUUCACCUCUUCUUCAACAUCAGCGGCAUUCUCAUUUUUUAUCCCAUUCCAUUUAUGAGGGUGCCGAUAAAGAUGGCCAAAACCCUGGGGAACACCACAGCUAAGUACCGCUGGUUUGCCUUGUUUUACUUAAUAACUAUGUACUUUAUCCUGCCGCUUGCGGUGUUUGGACUCUCACUGGCUGGUCUGUGGGUCAUGGUGGGAGUGGGGGGAACUUUCCUGCUGCUGUUCCUACUUAUCAUUCUCAUAAAUGUGUGUCAACGAAAAUGUUCCCGGUGUUUGCCGAGAAAGCUGAGAACUUGGGACUGGCUGCCUUUGUGGCUGCACUCUCUGCAGCCUUAUGACAGGGCGAUUAGCAAGCUGCUUUGUUGUAAGCGUUGUAAAUCAAAAGAGCCCAAACCUACAGAGAAACAAAAUGGUCACGCGAACAAGGCCUUUGAAGAAGAACACAAAGUUUAAAUUGAUAUUUACUCACUAGAAAUAACCAUUCUCCCGCAGGCUUUGUGUAAAAAAAUUCCUCCACUGUGGCUU